Mercurialis annua (annual mercury) is the source of this 1716-nucleotide messenger RNA. Its product is annotated as F-box/FBD/LRR-repeat protein At5g56420-like. NCBI's taxonomy places the organism in Eukaryota, Viridiplantae, Streptophyta, Magnoliopsida, Malpighiales, Euphorbiaceae. Gene Ontology annotation, molecular function: protein binding. The record is from RefSeq and is a predicted model, not a curated record. Bases 71 to 1429 code for a protein of 452 amino acids. The transcript has 4 exons.
CAAGUUUGAGGUUGUGCAAAAGAAUGUCAUAAAUUUGAACACGCGCGUACGGAAUUUCACAAUCUGCGCAAUGAAACGUCAAAAAUGCUUGGAACAGCCACCCCCACCCUCUCAUCAACACUCUCAGGCGACAACCACCGCCGCAGCCAACACCAACACCAACACCAUAGACAACCUACCGGAAAAUCUAAUCCUCCAUAUCCUGUCCUUUCUCCCAACACAAGACGCAAUCACAACAAGUUUAGUGUCAAAAACAUGGUGCCGAUUAUGGACAUCAAUCCCCUCCCUAAACUUUUCUUUAAUCAAAUUCCGUCCUCACAAAACCCCUUCCGCCACUCGCAGACGCUUCUCCGGCUACAUCAACCGCACGCUCAUCUCCCGUGCACACUCCCCUCUCCGCACAUUCCGCCUGCGAUUCCUCUACAAAGAUCGGUUCAAAUCCGAUGUCGAUUCUUGGGUUCGUUACGCAGUUGAAAAUCAUGUGCAAGAAUUAGACUUUGGUUUCCUUAUUGGCCCAUCUUUACGUGAUAUGCAUGUCUAUACUUUUCCAUUUGAUGUUUUGCAUGGGCAAGUUAGGGUUUUGAGGUUGACUCUUUGCCACUUGAAUUUGCCUAGUGGUGUCAAUAAUUUUUCGAGUUUGAAUCUGAAGUCAGUUUAUCUUGAUGAAGUUCGUUUGAGUGAUCAAAUGUGUUCGGAUUUAAUUUGUGGGUGUUCUGGUUUAGAAGUUUUAGAGCUUUCUAAAUGUUAUGGUAUGGAUUGUUUGUACAUUUGUUCUAAGAGCUUGAAGGAAUUGGAUCUUAAGUAUUUUUCGCGUAAUGGCGAAGAAGUUGAUUUGGAGAUUGAUUGUCCUAAUCUUGUUAGGUUAAAUAUUUUCUGGGUCGAGGUUAAGAAAUGUUGUUUUAAGAAUUUGUUUAAUUUGGUUCAUUUUGGUUAUCAUAUUGGGCAUAGCAACUCUUUUUAUAGAUACUGGAGUAGGUUUUUCAGUUUGCUUGAUCAACUGCCGCAAAUCGAGAGUCUUGCAGUUCAAAAUUGGUGGCUUAAGUUUGUCCUAAAGGAAACUUUCUCGAAAGACUUCCUACUCUACAAUCUCAAGCACUUGGAGCUACAAACAUGUUAUACGCAGCAUGAUCUUCUUGGCAUGGAAGCUCUGCUUGAACUUGCUCCCAAUGUGGAGACAAUGAUCCUUGAUUCUUUACAUAAAAUCGAUGCAGAUGAGAGUUUGUCAGAAGAUCUGGCUAGCAAACCAAUUACUCUAAGCAUAUCAAAUCUCAAGGAAGUGAAGAUGAAACGAUUUAUAGGAACGGAAAAUGAAGCGUAUUUUUUGGCACUUUUAAAGAAGCAAGGAGUGGUAUUAGAGAAAAUCGUAAUGCAGAGUAGGGGCAUAAAUCUGCAGCAUUCAAUAGGUUGCAGUGCUGAAAAUUCAGGAUAGGAGACAUUCCCAACAUGGGGCUUCUAUAUGGGGUUUACGGUACAUUGGCGAGACGUGGGCGCUCGUGUCGGGGUGAUGUUUCAUUUCAUUUAGCUCCAAUGACAGCAAGACUAACUGGCUAUGCAAAUUGUUGAUGAUGAUCUUAUUUUGGUUUCUGUCUAAGCGUACAAUGUUUAGCAUGUUUUGGGUUCGGUUUUGCGUCUUAGUGUUUGUAUGUUGUAUACCAAGGGUGGAUAGAGGAUGUGUCACUGUAAAUGAAUCGAUAAUUUCUGUUUAUUUCCAGCUUA